Messenger RNA from Fusarium odoratissimum NRRL 54006, 1226 nucleotides. RefSeq lists its product as uncharacterized. Lineage: Eukaryota; Fungi; Ascomycota; Sordariomycetes; Hypocreales; Nectriaceae. The transcript is spliced from 3 exons. Gene Ontology annotation, biological process: carbohydrate metabolic process. The record is from RefSeq and is a predicted model, not a curated record. The coding region runs from base 66 to 1226 and encodes 386 amino acids.
CUUUGCUGGAUCCAACAGAAUUCUUUCAGGCGAUAAGUACAUUGAAGAUAUUAGAGAUUCUUAUCAUGGACAACAUGCUACGGCCCUUAAUGCGGUCUCUUGUCACCAUGCUCAUCGGAGCCGAAUGUGGCCUUGCCUAUCUGACAGAGAUGGCAGAUACCAUGAUCGCAAAGGGCGUCAAACCGGACCUUGGAUAUCAAGAUGCAGUCCUCUAUCUUGGGUUUGAGAAAGCCUACGAGCUUUCUGGAGAUCAGAAAUAUCUUGAUUGGUACAUCGGCCAGAUCGAUGGCCCCGUUGUUCAAGAGGAUGGCUCUAUUAAAGGGCUCAACACAUCACGGUAUAUCCUUGAUGAGUACCGAAUGGGGCAUAACUAUCUAUACCUUUACAACCAGACUGGAGAGCCAAAAUAUGAGACGGCUGCCAAUACUGUUAGACGUAUGUUGGACUCGUAUCCUCGCACCCCAUCCGGGGGCUUUUGGCACCAGCAAUUCUUUCGCGAUCAGAUGUGGCUCGAUGGUAUCUACAUGGCAGACUCAUUCUACGCUAGAUGGACGCAUCUCUAUGACUCGGACAAUAACACAGCCUGGGACGACAUACUUCUGCAGUACGAGCUCAUACAUGAGAACACGAUCAACGAGACAACUGGCCUUCACGUGCACGGAUGGGUCGAAGGCGAAGCAUCAUGGGCUGAUCCAGAAACAGGCCGAGCGCCAAACGUAUGGGGACGUGCUCUUGGGUGGUACUUCAUGGCUCUCGUUGAGGUGUUGCAGUACUUCCCCACGUCACAUUCCGGCUACGACCAGUUACUUGGGUACCUUGAAUCCGUCGCAAAGGGUCUCAAGGCCUCCCGCGAUCCAGAUCUUGGCAGCUGGUGGCAAGUCAUGAACGAACCCUACCCCAAGCGCGAAGGGAACUUUAUCGAGAGUAGCGGCUCCUCCAUGUUUACGUGGGGCUUGUUGAAGGCUGUUGACUUGGGAUACCUUGUCUCUGAUGAGUAUCUCGAAAUUGCCAAAGAUGCUUUUACAAGCUUGAUUGACAACUUUGUCACUGAAGGCGAAGACGGUUCGUUGAUUCUGAACAGCACGGUUGCUGAAUGUGGUUUGACCAGUUCCAAUGUCACGUUUGAGUACUACAUUAGCAGACCAAAGCUGGAGAAUGGGCAAAAUGGCGUGGGGCCAUUUAUGCUUGCUUCUUAUGAAUGGGAGUCAUGGGCGAAGGACGCAUGA